UGGUACUGGGCUGUCUCGGUGUAGGCUGCAGCGAUCGAGCGAUUCCCGCGCCGCCGACGUCAUAGCGCUGCUGCUUCUCAAUACGUACGUUAUUAAUAUAGCUAUAGCUAUCGAGCACGCGCGCAUCUGCCAAGGUCCCGAAUGGAGCAGAAGAGGCAGAAAACGAAGAGCAGCACAGCGACGACUAGUGCAGCUGCUGCUGCUAGCGGCUUAUCGAUAUGCUCGUGCAGCACGAGCUACUACAUGUCAUAAGCACACGACGCAGCACUGCGGCCUAUUAUAAUACGACGACGACGAUAUGCGCCAGCAGAGAAAAGUAGCCGAGAUAUAGCAGACGCCAGGCAGUAGUUGGCCCAAUACAGACGUUACACCUGGUCGCUCGAGUCGCGCUAUGAGCCCGAUGACCAACACGAUGUCUACGUGCCAAUUAGUCGUUCUCGUUGGUGCGGACCUUUGGUACUCGUUGGCACGUUGGAGAAACGCUAUGAGGUACCGAGUCUUUGCUAGGCCUUGAGCUUCGACCCGCACACGCACCCUUGAUAUCGAGCUUGGAUAUAUAGCGAAAAAGUAAUAGAGAGAGAUAUAGAGAAAGAGGAGGGGACGACAGUCGUCGCCGCCGUCAUCGCACCGGUCUGCGCAACGACCAAUAAACAGCGAUAACAAUCCACGCAAGGGACAUGAAAAUAAGCAAGUUGACCCUAUUGGCGCUCAUGUUCGCGAUGAUGCUGUCGAUUUUCGUGGCGAACCUCGCCAAUAUCAUCGACUACUCGCAGGCCCUCGAGCCCGUGGCGGGCCUCGAGCGUCGCUACGAGGAUCGACCCCGCGAGUACGACAUCGGCGGCUCCUACGAUCGCCUCAUGUGGUUCGUUCAGAUAACGGACAUCCACAUCAGCAUUUUUCGGGAUCCGCUGAGGAUUACCGAACUCAAGGAGUUCUGUGAUGUAACCGUCGGUGCGAUAAAGCCCCAAGUCGUACUUGCAUCAGGUGAUCUAACCGACGCCAAAACCCUCGACAAAAUGGGCUCGAGGCAGUUCGUCGAGGAAUGGGUGCACUACAAGAAGGUCCUCGACGACUCCAGGGUCACCGAAAAAACGACCUGGCUCGACGUAAGAGGCAACCACGAUAACUUCAACGUCUACGACGAGAAGUCAAAGGAGAACUACUUCGCCAACUACUCGAUUCAAGGAGGCAAGCAUCCACGCUCGUACAUGCAUCAGGUGCGCCGUGGCUCGGAGCUUUACUCCUUCGUCGCGAUGGACGCCUGCCUCAAGCCAGGACCCAAGAGGCCUUUCAAUUUCGUCGGGGCGCUGGACGAGCAGGAGCUCGCGACGCUCCGAGGCCUCAUGAACGAGUCGCGCAAGAGCCAAGCGGAUCACGUCGUCUGGUUCGGACACUAUCCGACCUCCUGCAUCGUCGCUCCGUACAAGGGUGGCGCGCGAGCUUUCAUUGGCAGUUACGAGGAGAACAUAGCUUACUUGUGCGGCCAUUUCCACACGCUUGGCGGCUCGGUGCCCAACAUGUACAGCCUGCAGAAAGCUGGCUUUCUCGAGCUGGAACUCGCCGAUUGGAAAGAUAAUAGGAUGUACCGACUGGGAGUCAUCGAUCACGGCCAAUUUUCGUUCGUCGAUAUCGAUCAUCGCGACUGGCCAGUCGCACUAGUCACCAAUCCAAAGAACGCUCAAUUUGUGAUGCCCCGUAAGGAAAAAUUGCAAUCAAUUAUUGACUCAACUCACAUAAGAGUGCUGGCUUUCUCGAUCGCAGAUAUCAAAUCUGUGCGGGUUAAAAUAAAUAAUGGCGACUGGAUCGAAUGCGAUCACGUAGAAGGUCCUCUAUAUGUGACAAAUUGGAAUACCUCGGAUUAUAAGACUGGCAUUCAUGACAUUCACUUGAAAGUUGUAGAUGAUGAAGGUAGAGAAAAAACGAUAACGCAGCCAUUUUCCUUAGAUGGAAGUCGAUUGGCAUUUCGUAUUUUACCUAGAAUUUUACUUAUGUAUGACAUCGGUUGUAUAUUUCAAAUGUUUUUCUUGAUACUUUUUGUAAUGGUGAUAUUACCUUUAUGUAUUUUACGUAUAUGUCAUCAUACUUUACAGUCUGUCUGUGGUAUGAAAGGACGACCAAAGUCACGUGUAAAAUUAUUUAACUGGUGGCUUAGAAGCCAUUGGAUUUUAGCAACUGUUGAUCGUUUGUUUUUCCCCUUAGUUUUGUAUGCUGUUUAUUUACUGUUUGGGCCUUGGAUAAUAGGAGAAAUAAUCGACAAUCACACUGGAGUAGUGUUUGCGUGGGGAACAUAUGUUGGAAAAGCCUUUUUGCCCGGAUCGUUUACAUACGCCUAUGGGUUCUUUCAACUACUUUCUUUUCAUUUACCAUUGACUAUUAUGGUAGCGCAUCGUGUAAAUAAAAGGCUACAAAGUAUAGAGAAUCCUGAAACAAAGUCAACAAAAUUUUACUGUAAACUGUGGGAACAUGUGCCAUUUAUUUUUUUAAUUCUUCUGCAAUUAAGCAUGAUAUACUUUUUCUGGCUUGCUUAUGGAACCAUAGCAGCCAUCCUGUGCCCCUUGCGAACUUGGAGUAUGUUACUUGCUUUUUAUCUGUGGUAUCAAGUUUAUAAAAUGCCUAGAGAAUGCCUAAGGUCUGCUGCUAAAGUUUGGUGCAAACAUGGAUGUUUCGAAGAAAAAAGUCGACGCAUCAGCCGAAACGAUUGAAAGUACACUAACAAAUGAAAGCAAUACUGUACAAAAACUUUGAUAUUUUUUAAGUUAUUUUAUCUAUCCAAAGUUAUACAAACUCAAAGUAUCAAUGAUUUCGCAAUCAUGUAAAUUAAGAUAAGCAAACUGUCUUCUUAAACUGUUGUAAACUCUGACUAUUUAGUAGAAAAAAUGUUUUAUCGUUUAAUUUUCAAGUUUUACAAAAGUGUUACAAAUGAUACAAUUUGUAAAAAAAACUUGAGAUUAUUCAAUAUAUUAUAAAACAAUUAGUUUUAAUGAAUCAAUGGACUUUAAUGUGUGCUAUAAAAACAUUUUUUUGAAGCAUUUUAAUGAGACUAAAGAUGUAUUUUAAUAAUCAUAAAACUACUUAAAAUCAUUCAACUUUCAUGAGAUUUAAUCUUACAACUUCAUUGUAAUAGUUAUAGAUGUUCGUUGGAGCAUUUUCCUCUCACCAAAAAUGAUAUUUUUUUAACAGAAUGUAUUAUACAAAAUGUUUAGUAAAUAAAUGUAUAUUGUGAAUUAA
Molecule: messenger RNA, 3228 nt
Organism: Trichogramma pretiosum
Lineage: Eukaryota; Metazoa; Arthropoda; Insecta; Hymenoptera; Trichogrammatidae
Product: transmembrane protein 62-like
Exons: 14
Coding region: 678-2702 (674 amino acids)
Molecular function (GO): hydrolase activity
Source: RefSeq, a predicted model, not a curated record